AAAAUUUAGCCUAGUCGUUAAUAGUGCACCAGUUUGUUAAAUCCGGGUUGUGACUUGUGCAGACCCGUUUCAGUCUCGAUCACUCACACUCUCCGUUUCCUCUUCCGAUUCGCACCCUCCGUUUCCUCUUCCGAUUCGCACCCUCCGUUUCCUCUUCCGAUUCGCACCCUCCGUUUCCUCUUCCGAUUCGCGCUAGGUUACUUUGAUUUCGAAUCCCACAAAGGAAGAAUGAGGCCGACAGACUUGCUUAGGGUUCUGAACAAGCAGUUUCUUGGACUUGCUGGUGACACCACAAAUGCUGUUGCUAAGAAGCUGACGUCGCCUCCUCCUCCUCUUGUGUCCCGCAAACCAGCGUUUAUAGAUGCAUUUCUGUACAAGAUGAAAAAGAAUCCAGAACUUCUGAAGAACAAAUCCAUUUGGUCACGAAGAUCCACUAUCUUGCCAGAAUUCGUUGAUUCCCAAGUCAAGAUUUACAACGGGAAAACCAUGAUUCGUUGCAAGAUCACAGAGGGAAAAGUCGGUCAUAAGUUUGGCGAGUUUGCUCUCACCAGGAAACGCAAAUCUAGAGACCAACCUAAUGCCAAAGUGAAACAACUCAAGAAAAAGAAGUGAUUUUUUUCUUCUUCCGGAAAUUGGUUUUAUGGAUAGUUUAUACUCUGCAGUUACUUACAUCAAUGUUGACAAUAAGGAUAUCAUGAAAUUUGACAAAGCUUGCUGUUGAAUCAACUGGCUUCUUGACUAUAUGAUCUCUUCAUUUUUGUCGUUCUAAUAUAACUCGGACUGAUUUAUCGAUUUAUAGUCAAGAGGAUAUAAAUUUUCCAGUUAUUUGUUUAUGUUGAAUGUCCUGCAACUGCACAUGUAUGCUAUCUGUUUUCACUCAGUUGAUGUAUAUAUUUUUGCAAGAUUGUUACACUAGUUGAUGAAAUUAACAAUGUAAUUGAUAGAACAUGCUUGUUGAACUUAAUUGUUCAGAGUUUA
Molecule: messenger RNA, 978 nt
Organism: Lathyrus oleraceus (garden pea)
Lineage: Eukaryota; Viridiplantae; Streptophyta; Magnoliopsida; Fabales; Fabaceae
Product: ribosomal protein S19, mitochondrial
Exons: 2
Coding region: 229-612 (127 amino acids)
Biological process (GO): translation; ribosomal small subunit assembly
Cellular component (GO): ribosome; mitochondrial small ribosomal subunit
Molecular function (GO): RNA binding; structural constituent of ribosome
Source: RefSeq, a predicted model, not a curated record